This is a messenger RNA of Carcharodon carcharias (great white shark), 3433 nucleotides long. RefSeq names its product ETS translocation variant 5-like. Gene Ontology annotation, biological process: regulation of transcription by RNA polymerase II; cell differentiation. NCBI's taxonomy places the organism in Eukaryota, Metazoa, Chordata, Chondrichthyes, Lamniformes, Lamnidae. The transcript is spliced from 13 exons. The coding region runs from base 244 to 1773 and encodes 509 amino acids. Gene Ontology annotation, molecular function: DNA-binding transcription factor activity, RNA polymerase II-specific; sequence-specific DNA binding. Gene Ontology annotation, cellular component: nucleus. The record is from RefSeq and is a predicted model, not a curated record.
AAAAAACCCAUUCAACUUUUUUCAGAGCGGCGAUUCGGGAGUCCAAGUGCGUGGUGUUUCUUUAAUUGUUAGAAAGUGUAUUUUUUUAAAAAUUAUUUUGUAAACGCAAUACAAACCAUUUCACAGGAGGAGCUGCAGAGGAAAGGGAAACAAAAUAAGCCGAGAGAAAAACACCUCAUCCGCGCUCUGCGAGUCCAUGUUAAUGGUUUGUAGCAGGACUUUUAAGAAAGGACCAGCUACAAAAUGGACGGAUUUUACGAUCAGCAAGUUCCUUUUAUGGUGCACAAUGUACCGAAAACACGCGUGGAUGAACUUCGCGGCCGACAACUGAACGAUAGAAAAAGGAAAUUUGUGGAGACCGACCUUGCUCACGAUUCGGAAGAAUUGUUUCAAGAUUUGAGCUUGUUGCAAGAAACGUGGCUUGCAGAGGCCCAAGUUCCCGAAGAAGAUGAGCAGUUUGUACCAGAUUUCCAGUCGGUUAACUUGGUAUUUCAUGGACCUCCUCCGGCAAAGAUCAAGCGAGAAUCUCACAGCCCUAAUACGGAUGUGGCCUGUCGUCACAAGCAGAGUCUCAGUUCUAGCUAUGGAGAAAACUGCCUCUACAGUUAUAGUGCCUAUGAUAGGAAACCCCCCGCAGGGUUCAAGCCAUUAACUCCACCAGCCACCCCGGUGUCUCCAGUCCAUCAGAAUUCCCCUCUUUCUCACCUUCCCCCUCCAGCAGUGCCAGCUUCAGCCCACGGCCCUAUAUCAUCUCCAGUGCAGGCUUCAGCUCCUGUGUCAGUUCCACAACCGCAGCAGCAGCAACAACAAACCUUCGCAGUACCUCGACCUCCCCAGCCCCCACUUCAGAUGUCGCAGACCCUGAGUGAGUCCCAGUAUCCACCAGAGCACAGGUUCCACCGGCAGAUGUCUGAGCCAUGCCACCCAUACCCACCCCAAUCAGGAGUCUCCAGUGACAGUCGGCAAGUUUACCAGCGCCAGAUGUCAGAACCGAUGCCUUCGCCGUCUCCUCAGGGCUUUAAGCAGGAGUACCACGACUCACGUUAUGAUCAUAUCACAGGUGUCAGUGGUCCCAGCAGACAGAAUUUCCAGCCUCCUCUCGGGAUUAAGCAGGAGCCAAGAGACUACUGUUAUGACUCAGAAGUGCCUAAUUGCCAAUCCUCUUACAUUUCGGGAGGAAGCUAUUACACUAGUCCCAACAACCCAGAAGGUUUCCCUUAUGAGAAAGAUCCACGACUGUACUAUGAUGAUACAUGUGUGGUACCAGAUAGGAUCGACAAUAAACUCAAGCAGGAAUCACCCGUGUACAGGGAAAAUCUGCCAUACCAGCGUCGUGGUUCUUUACAGCUGUGGCAGUUCCUGGUGACCCUCCUGGAUGAUCCAUCUAAUUCCCACUUCAUCGCGUGGACAGGUAGAGGCAUGGAGUUCAAGUUGAUUGAGCCUGAAGAGGUUGCUCGACGCUGGGGCAUCCAGAAAAACCGCCCUGCGAUGAACUAUGACAAAUUGAGCCGCUCACUUCGCUAUUACUAUGAAAAGGGGAUCAUGCAAAAGGUUGCAGGGGAAAGGUACGUGUACAAGUUUGUGUGUGACCCUGAGGCACUUUUCUCUAUGGCCUUCCCAGACAAUCAACGCCCCUUCCUGAAGACUGAAAUCGACUGUCAUAUUAACAAGGAGGAUACUGUUCCUCUCACGCAUUUUGAUGAUAAUGCAGCCUACUUGUUGGAGAUGGAUCAUUGCAACAACCUCCAGUAUCCAGAGGGCUUUGCGUAUUGACUUAAUCACAGCAGCCCAUGUGACUGAAUGCAUCACUAUCCAGCUGAAAAGAGCAUCUUAUGUGGUACUGUUGCACUCGGCUGUUAAGAAGCCAGCUCUUCAGAACAUUCAAGAGCCUAAAAGUUGUACAGUAGCGUCACACUACUGAAAAAACUGCCAUGUGCUUCACUGAUGAUGCACUAACAAGCGUGACUUAAUAUGGCUAAGUCCUCCACUUUGAUAGUUAUGGGGGUGGGGGUAGGGGGAAGCCCAACUACUAGGCUGUGUGUUAUUAUCAGAAAUGCGUUCAGGUGUGGCAUUUGUGAUUGUUCAGUGUGGCAUUCACAGAGCUUGGAUAGACCGUGUGACUGUAGAGUUUGUAAUGACAAUCUGCUUUGCAUUGAACACAGUUCUUUCAGCUGCCUUUCUGAUGUUAAAGGGCUUCAACUUGCACAAUCCCACAAUUGUAUCAUGGGUCAGACUCAAAAAGAAAACAGUAUGCACUAUAGCAUGUAGAUCUGUCCCUUGGAUUGGAUACGAACUGGUGCUGUAUUAAAGUAGCUAAUGAGAGUCCUGUCUACCUGAGACUUCAAUACAGUACAGCUUGUAGUUUAUUUUGUGUUUUUUUUUAAAAAAGCUUAAAAAUGUUUUAACCCUUUAAACUCUGAAGUUCUUUGACACCUGGCACGUUAUUUUUCCUCUGACUCCUUUUCUAAACAACACUUGUAUAUGUAGCAGUUUUUAAAUGUUUUAAUUCCAUUCUUUCUCAAGAGGAUGAAGAGCAUUAUUCAGGUUUACCGCUGCCAUUCAAUUUUUUUCCCCCCUUCUCUCCUACCCCACCCCUCCUAUUUCGUUACUUAAAUCUUUCUACAAAAGAAAAGGCUGGAACCAUUCUUUGGUAGCUCAAUCCAGCUCUAGGGAAGGUGGUUCUAUUCAGUACCUUUUGUGUAUAAGUCGUCCCCAUAAGUAGCUCUAAUGAGGUAAUAUUCGUAACACUAUCUUUGAGAGGGGAGGAUGUGGGGUUGGGUAAAGGGAAGCGGUCGACAGGUAUUUUUCAAAAUAAUUUCAAAAAAAAGUGUAUUAAAUUUGUAAGGUUUUUUGUCUUUCUAUUUAAGGCAAAAUCUUUUUGUUAUUGGCACUGCACUCAAGUAUAGAGUUCCAAUAUUUUGGUGGUAAUGUUACAGCUUUAAUCAGGGGGUUAGGGCUUUUACUGUGUAACACAGUUAAUUCUGCUGCAGGUUUUACAUGCCUGCUUCAAGCUUUGCACCGAACACCUUUUACAAUUUAACGUUUGGAAAUCUAAAUAUAGGUAUGACUGUUUCUGCACAUUGUAUCUUACAAUGGCACAUUGCAAUUGUAUAAUUACAAUAUAUUCACACUCUUUCAGUUCUUUAUAUUUUAUGUAUAAAGUCCCCAGGGUUUAUAUUAUUGGAAACAAAAUUAUUUUUGCACCAGAUCUCAAUUGUAUUUUAUUUUAGCAAUUCAACUUUUUUUUUGCUUCUACUUUUAAACCACGUGCUGCAAAAUCCAUUUUAAAGACUAUUAGAUGCAUUAGUUGAGAUUUUACAACUUUCCUUUUCAAAACGUGUUGUGCAUUUAAGGGAAACCCUGCCUUGUACACUAAAUAAAUGUUUCAUCUCUAACGUGUACAAUAAAGUUUUUGGUAUUUUUUUGCCUCGCA